AUGAUUAACACAAAGAAGCUAAUCAAGAUGGUCAAGAAAUGGCAACAAAGAGCAGCACUCCACAGGAAAAGAAUCUCAUUCCAAAGAUCUUGUACAUCAACUAGCUGGUCAACGGCUGUAGAAAAGGGUUGUUUUGUGGUUUACUCCAUAGAUGAAGCACGGUUUGCUUUUCCAUUAAGUUACCUAAGCAACUCAGUUUUCCAAGAGCUCUUGAAGAUCUCUGAAGAAGAAUUCAGGCCUCCCACCAGUGGACCAAUCACAUUGCCAUUUGACUCGAUGUUCUUUAAGUAUCUGAUCAAAUUGAUUGAAUGUCGAAUAGAAGAUACAGAAAGGGCUCUGUUAAUGUCGAUCUCUAGUGCUAGAUGUUCUUUACCAUGCUCUUUACAACAACAAGAACAGAUGUUUGUAUUUUAG
Messenger RNA from Eruca vesicaria subsp. sativa (arugula), 414 nucleotides. Lineage: Eukaryota; Viridiplantae; Streptophyta; Magnoliopsida; Brassicales; Brassicaceae. The record is from the annotation of a GenBank genome assembly.